CACUCCUUCAACAGCCACAGGACAGACUAAACAAGCAGUAGUAGGCCCAUCCUCCAGCCUCCACAGGUGACACAAGAACACACAGACACAAGCCCAGCACACACCUGCCGCCCCUCACACCUGGUUUAAAGUUCCCUCGCUGGUUUGGGAGCCGCGGAGUGGGCGACAGAGAGCCACAGCGCGGUAGAGCAGGUCACGUGACUCAAGCUCUCCUAUAAAAGGCGGUGGAGGAGCGGAGUCUGCCUCUUUUCCACUACACCAGUUGGAGCGGGAGGAGUAGCGCCGCCAUGCCCGAGUCCGCCGCAGCCUACACUAACGGCCACGCUGAGGGGGUGGGAGUGAGGGAGUGUGAGAACAUGGAGACCUUCCUCUUCACCAGCGAGAGCGUCGGGGAGGGCCAUCCAGAUAAAAUUUGCGACCAGGUCAGCGACGCAGUGCUUGAUGCUCACCUUAAGAUUGACCCAGAUGCCAAGGUGGCCUGUGAGACAUGCACCAAGACUGGCAUGAUCCUGCUGUGUGGAGAGAUCACAUCCAAGGCCAAUGUUGACUACCAGAAGGUUGUGCGAGAGACCAUUAAGAAAAUUGGAUAUGAUGACUCCAACAAGGGGUUUGACUACAAGACUUGCAAUAUUCUUCUGGCCCUGGAGCAACAGUGUGUGGAGAUUGCUAAUGGGGUACACAUUGGCCGCGACGAGGAUGACAUAGGAGCAGGAGACCAGGGACUCAUGUUUGGCUAUGCCACUGAUGAAACAGAAGAGUGCAUGCCCCUCACAGUAGUGCUGGCCCAUCGCCUCAACCAGAAGAUUGCAGAGCUCCGCCGAGAUGGCACCUUCUGGUGGGCCCGGCCCGAUUCCAAGACCCAGAUCACCUGUGAAUAUUGCUUUGAGAACGGGGCGGCAAUCCCCAGGCGCAUCCACACAGUGGUGGUGUCGUUGCAGCACUCGGAGAAGAUCACGCUGGACACUUUGCGUGAAGAGAUUAUGGACAAGGCCAUAAAGGGCGUCAUCCCGGAGAAGUACCUCGAUGCCGACACCAAGUACCACAUUAACCCCUGCGGCGCCUUCAUCAUUGGCGGCCCUCAGGGUGACGCUGGGCUCACAGGGCGGAAGAUCAUCGUUGACACCUAUGGGGGUUGGGGCGCACAUGGAGGCGGUGCUUUCUCGGGGAAGGACUACACUAAAGUGGACCGCUCAGCUGCCUAUGCUGCCCGCUGGGUGGCAAAGUCCCUGGUGAAGAAUGGCAUCUGCCGCCGCUGCCUCGUACAGGUGUCCUAUGCCAUUGGUGUUGCUGAGCCAGUGAGCAUCAGCAUCUUCCAUUAUGGCACAUCACAGUACACAUCCAAGCAGCUGCUCAAGAUCGUCAACCACAACUUUGACCUCCGGCCAGGACGCAUUGUGAAGGAGCUUGGCCUGAAGCGCCCCAUCUAUAGCGAAACCUCCUGCUAUGGCCACUUUGGGCGGGAGCAGUUCCCCUGGGAGCAGCCCAAGACCUUGUCACUGCCCCUUCUAUAGGUGGACAGCUGCUGCUGCCACCCCCCCUCCCCACUAGGCUAAGCUGCAGGUGUGCCACACACAGCCCCGGCAGGACGGGUGCUCCCUGGAGGGCCGGAGUCUGCUGGGGCUGUGCUGGGGCGUAGGUGUGUCACGAGCAUUAGGGCGGCGCUCCUCCCUGUACUCCUUCAGGCUGGCCGCCCCUGCUUGCUGGUGCUGGCAGGGGCGGCCAUCCUGGGGCGGGGUUGCGGGCAUCCCGUUAUGCCCCGGGCUGAGGGCCCCCGGGAGGCGACCACAGUGCUGGGCUGGGGCGGGGAUGGCUCUGUCUUCAACCCUCCCCCCCCCUGUGCUCUGCGCUGCAAAUGUGUAGGAAGAGCAAGGUUUCCUCUAGAGUUUUUUUAAUAUAAAGUUCUACGCAUUUGUGUUGUGUUUACGAAAAUUCUAAUGGAAAAGAGCAUUUCCUUAAACACUCCGAUCGUCUCUAGGGGCCGGUACUCCCUCGGGCCCGGGGCUACACCAGCUUUUACUAUGUAAUUUAAAAAGACUGUUUUAGAGGUGUAUCAUUUAUAUUUAUUAUGAGCAAGUUGACGUAUACAACACACUUUGACUUGUACCAAGACAACAAUAAAUAGUGAGAUGGUUGA
Eriocheir sinensis (Chinese mitten crab) is the source of this 2134-nucleotide messenger RNA. It is a transcript of the gene Sam-S, whose product is annotated as S-adenosylmethionine synthase-like. Gene Ontology annotation, molecular function: ATP binding; methionine adenosyltransferase activity. NCBI's taxonomy places the organism in Eukaryota, Metazoa, Arthropoda, Malacostraca, Decapoda, Varunidae. The coding region runs from base 288 to 1511 and encodes 407 amino acids. The transcript is spliced from 7 exons. Gene Ontology annotation, cellular component: cytosol. The record is from RefSeq and is a predicted model, not a curated record. Gene Ontology annotation, biological process: S-adenosylmethionine biosynthetic process.